Messenger RNA from Maniola jurtina (meadow brown), 1991 nucleotides. RefSeq lists its product as uncharacterized. The transcript has 3 exons. Lineage: Eukaryota; Metazoa; Arthropoda; Insecta; Lepidoptera; Nymphalidae. Bases 148 to 789 code for a protein of 213 amino acids. The record is from RefSeq and is a predicted model, not a curated record.
UAUGGUUAAUAUUAUUUUAUGUUUUUGUAAUAUGUUUGAAUUUUAUACGUUGCCGUUGGCUUGUGGUUUGGCGAAGUAAACAAAUAAUAAAAACGUAUUAAGAAAAAGAGAAGUUUUAAUUGUUCACCUGUAAUAUAAGUUAAUAAAAUGAGUGAACAAGUAGAAGCCUAUAUCAAGAAUGAGACUAUGAAUAAUUCUGUGGUAACUUUUAAUAAUUUUAGGAUUCUCAAAGAAUUCAGCAAUAUAGCAAACCUCGUCAGAACAGAGGAGUUCCUGGAAACAGUUUCUAAACUAAGAGGUGUGAAAUGGGUCCAAUUGUUUAACUGCUUAAAGGAAGAUAUUCUGAGUGAAAUGGAGCAGGAAAUCAGUUCUAUGUGGGAAUUUGAAAAUAUGCCUGAGAAACUUGAUAUCUUAGAGAAGCAGAAGGAAAAAUAUGCAGAGAUCAAUCCUAUUAAAACUGUGUGGAGACCACAGCAUAAUGAUGUGAAAGGUCAACUUAGAGCUUUUGAUGUAGCAAAUCUACGAAAGCAAAAGGCAUUACUAGUAUCUUUGGUGCAGGAAAAUGAAUCAAAAGUGAAUAGACUUAAAAAAAUAGUAGCAGCAAAAAGAGGAUACUUGAAAGCAUUACAAAUGGAUAUUCAAAAAUAUCAAAAGAAGAAUGAGCAAAUAAUAUCAAAAAUACAUGAAAAAAUUGUAAACCAUGGGAAUUUAGUAGAAUAUAUGGCGCCAAAUAUGGAUAUUGAUGUGAAUGACAUAAAUCGUUCACCGGAUUCAGAGGUGGAUGAAUAAAGUGAUAAGAUAAUACAAUGAAGUAUUGAGUAAAAUUUAUAUUUCAGAAAUUGUACACAGAAUCUGAGAAAGUACAACAAAAAGUUAUGUCUAAGAUUUCAAAUCAAUUAACUCUGAAACUAUCUUUACAGCAUAGAAGAAAAAAGAGAAGAAUUUAUUAAUAUGUAAUAUAGAGUUACAAAUAGAAAAUUCACAAAAUCUAUCUCGCAACAUAUUAUGAUUUAGCUAAUAGCAUAACAAUUUAUGAGUGCUGCCGCAUACUGAGCUACUAGUGGUGAACGCUAAAACAGAUCACUAGUGGUUAAGUCAUCACCCGCAACCACCAGUCACAGCCACUAGUGGCGAGAAUCCAUCGCCCUUUUCCACAGUAUUUGAUAAGCGUCAGAUAUUUGUUUGUGUAAAAUGGAAACACUUGAUUUUACGCAUUAUGUCAAUGAAAAUUCGGUUCGAUGCUUGUAGCAAGAUUGGACGGGUGAGCAGAGGGGAGAAGCGAGCACUGACCACUUCUGCAGCAUGUGGUUCAGACGCGGCUACUCAAACACUUAAUAAGCCCCGAUGCCAUACAAAGUGGAUCAAAAAUGUCGUCCACAACUUGUGGCGGCCUCUAGUCGUCGCCACCAGUGGUUCAGUCUGCAGCAGCACUAAGAGCAGACAAGAUUCUAAAUUUGGAAAAGCAAUGUGGAGUCUAAACUACAAACUGUGAAAAUAUGCUUUUAAAAUGAGACAUACAGGAGAUAUUAGCAAACCAGUAAUCUUAACAGAAACAAUAAUUAUAUUUAUAUCAUAAGAAAUUACAAUACUUUGUAUAUACCUCCGAGAAAAUGAAACAAAAAAAAAUAAACUUCUUACUUUAAAUAGUAAUAUUUAUUAAUGCAUAUUAUUUGACAUUGUUAACAUAGCUAAAAAAUAAAAUUGUACAAUGCAAAACCUGCAUAUAAUUUUUAAUAUUUCAUAUAUUUAUAAUAUAGCAAUUGCACUAUUGUUGCGAGGACUACACUGCUUCUACCACCUUUAGUAAUCAAUUCAUUUUGAGGCUUAAUAUAUACUUGUGAAGUCAAAGCCUCAGUGGGGCGAUUGUGCCAAUCUGCCAAAUAAUUUGGAAACAUCUACUUAAUGAUUAAGAGUAAUACUGUGUGCAAAAUAACAUUAAUUUCACUGGGCGUCAGCUCACUCUCUUAGCUUAGUGGGAAUUGCAAUGGAGU